GCGGUGACACCGCACAAAAGAUUGCGAUAGGCUUAAGUGAGGUUACAGCAAAGGCAACGGGGAGGGGGGGGGGGGGGGACCCCCCCAGAGCCCGGAACGGCUUGCGGGGAGGCCCCCGGGAGCCCCCCCGUCCCAAUAGUUUGUCUCAAAGCCUGAGAAAGGGAAUUUAAAAGAAGAUCUUCCCCUCCCUUCUCCGCUUGUUUUUUUUUUUUUUUUUUUUUUUUUUUUUCUUCUCCUUCUUCCUCGGGAGUUGGCGACUCGGCUACAGAACAUGGCAGGAGCAGCGCCAGGCCGGGCGGGUUGCGGCAUCCGCGGCUGUAGCCCGGAGCCCCCGCCCUUGUUUGCGGGAAGAGCCUAACUCGGGGCGGCGGCGCCCAGUCGGCGGGGCCCGGGGCCGAAGCGGGCAUGGACCGCGGCGGGGAGCGAGCUGGCGGCGGCCGCGUGAACGCUCGAGGCAGGAAGGAGUGAGGCAGCCGCAGGAGGAAGGCGAGCGGAUCCCGCCCUCCGCUCCCCCCAGCACCCGGAUCCGGUGGCUUUUUUUUUUUUUUUUUUUUUUAAAUUUAAUUCCCCCCCCCUCCCAUCCCUUCCCGCGGUCUUAACCCCUCCGGUUCCCUCUCCCCUCCUCUCCCCCCCCUUUUCCCUUUCCCUUCUCCCUUCCCCUCCCCGGCAGCCACACCCUCCGCGCCGCUUCCUGCGAGCCGGCGGCGCGGGGCCGCCGGGGGCGGCACAUGGUGCGCAGCCGCCGCCCCUCCGGCCCUUGCGAGCCGCUCCCGGCUGCCGCUCGCCCACCUCGGGAGCCCGGGCACGGCGGCGACCCGGGAGGCUGCUCCCUCACCCCGAAUCCCCGCGGCCCCCCCGCUCCUCCGAGGUGCUCCUAAAGGAGGGAACUUCGCGCCGGGAUCCCCCCCAUCCCUCCGCGGUGGAAGGCGAGGGAAGUGCAAGCAGGAGGGGGAAAAUAAUAACGGCGCUAAUAAAUUAGCCGCGCCAUGCCCGAGGGGGGCCCCGGGGGUCCCGGCGAGCGCCGAGCCGCCGCUGGAGCGUCGUAGGAGCGGAGGCUGGCGCCGGAGCGGUGCGGGAGCCCCGGCGGAGCUCGCCCCCCGCAGCAGCCUGCCCUCGCCUCCCGGCGAUUAAUGGAAUGAUGUUGCGGAAAAGGCAGAGCGAUCCUGCCGGGCUCAGUCGGGACUGCUCGGGCGGCGGAGGCAGAGGCGGUGGCAGUGGGGUAGCGAGCGGCAUGCGAGUGCCCCCCCGGCGCUAUGGCUAGCGGCGGCUCUGGCAAGUCCAGCAGCGAGGUGUCCGGCGGCGGCGGCGUCCCCAGCAGCGGCUCCGUGCAGAGGAAGAAGCUCGUCUCUAUCUGCGACCACUGCAAGAUCAAGAUGCAACUGGUGGCCGAUCUGCUGCUGCUGUCGAGCGAGACCAGGCCGGUGAACACCGAGAGCUUGUCUGUCUUCGGUGAGUCCUUCGAGAAGUGCAGGGACACGAUCAUUGCCAGGACCAAAGGACUUUCCAUCUUGACCCACGACGUCCAGAGCCAGCUCAAUAUGGGACGCUUCGGGGAGGUGGGGGAAAGCCUGAUGGAGAUGGGGGAGCUGGUGGUCUCCCUGACCGAAUGCUCUGCCCACGCUGCCUACCUGGCUGCAGUGGAGACUCCGGGGGCCCAGCCUGCCAUGCCUGGCUUGGUGGAUCGCUACAAGGUGACCCGAUGUAGGCAUGAGGUGGAGCACGGCUGUGGGGUCUUGAAGACCACCCCUCUGGCAGAUAUGAGCCCUCAGCUCCUGCUGGAGGUUUCCCAGAACAUGUCCAAGAACUUGAAAUUCCUGACAGACGCCUGCGUGCUGGCCAGUGAGAAAUCCAAGGAUAAAUUUGCAAAGGAGCAGUUCAAACUCAGUGUCAAAUGUAUGAGCACCAGCGCCUCCGCCCUCUUGGCGUGUGUCAAGGAGGUCAAGACUUCACCCAGUGAGCUGACCAGGAACCGCUGCGUCUUGUUCAGUGGACCUUUGGUGCAGUCUGUCUAUGCUCUGGUGGGCUUUGCCACUGAGCCCCAGUUUUUGGGUAAAGCUGCCACCAUUAAUCCAGAGGGCAAAGCUGUGCAAACUGCUAUCCUAGGAGGAGCCAUGAGCGUGGUAUCUGCUUGUGUGCUCCUGACCCAAUGCCUCAGGGAUAUAGCCCAACACCCCGAAAGUAGCACCAAAAUGAGCGAUUACAGGGAAAGGUUGAGGAACUCAGCUUGCGCCGUCUCGGAUGGUUGCAACCUGUUAUCUCAGGCACUAAGAGAAAGAUCUUCACCCAGGACUUUACCGCCAGUGAACUCCAAUUCUGUGAAUUAACCCCCACACCUUCUGUUUAGAUCCCAGUCAUUGCUAAAGGAAAAUAAUAGCCCACCUCCUCGCCCCUUUUUUGUAUACCAAAGAAUUUGCUUGGAUGAGCCCAAUCCUUUGAUUUCAUGUGGUGAAGAAGCAGAACAGCAUAUUCAAACUAUACGUACUAACAAAGGUAGCCGCUUUUGGCUUCUUUUUAUUUUACUUUGAAGUCAAGGAAGUAUCUGCAGAUAAAUGUUCCUUUAUUCAACAUGGUCUUCUCACAAAUGGUAACAGCAACUGUUUAAAAGUUUUAUAUUUGGGGAGGUGGGGGUAUCUUAGAAAAAAAAAAAAAAGAAAAAAAGAAAAAAAUAGCUUUAAUCGCGCUGGGUGCGGUUUUUAAAGUUUGUCUUGUCUUGUCUUCCGAAAUUUCCCUUCUAAAUUUUACUGUUCGGUUGUUCAGGAAAAAGGUUACCUCAGUUCUCACUCAUUUAAAAAAUGAAAAAAAACCACCACCACAUAGAUGAUGGAUGUAGCUACUAUUUUGUUUGUUUUUGUUUUGUAUGACUUUUUAUUUUGCAUCAAGUGUAGGUUAGAAGUGCAUUUGGUGUGUAGGAGUGGAAGGACUGGAGGUUGUGAUUUUGUUUUCCAUGUGUUGAUUUCCAAACUGGGGGAAAAGCUACUGUGAGUGUUUAAACAAACAAACAAAAAAUUACACUAUAACAAAAGUGAUUUUUAAUUUUUUUUUUCCAAUGUCAGUUUUUAUCUUGCAUGUACUGGAGUAUUUAUUUCAUCUAUUAAAAUGUUAUGUUUCUCAGA
Messenger RNA from Oxyura jamaicensis (ruddy duck), 3113 nucleotides. RefSeq names its product talin rod domain containing 1 (gene TLNRD1). Gene Ontology annotation, molecular function: actin binding. The transcript has a single exon. The record is from RefSeq and is a predicted model, not a curated record. The coding region runs from base 1254 to 2324 and encodes 356 amino acids. Lineage: Eukaryota; Metazoa; Chordata; Aves; Anseriformes; Anatidae.